AUGAAGAGACCAGAGAUCCUAUGUAGUGGAGGAGAACCACCUCAGCCUAUAGCCAGCCACAACCUUAGCCCCAACCUUAGCCCCAGCCCCAACCUCAGCCCCAGCCCCAACCUCAACCUCAGCCCCACCCCAGCCCCAACCCCAACCUCACCCCACCCCAGCCCCAACCCCAACCUCAGCCCAAACCUCAACCCCAACCUCGCUCCCAGCCCCAACCCCAGCCCCAACCCCAACCAGCCCAGCCCCAACCUCAGCCCCAGCCUCAACCCCAGCCCAAACCUCAACCCCAACCUCCCCCAACCCCAACCUCAGCCCCACUCCAGCCCAAACCUCAACCCCAACCCCAACCUUUCUCCCAGCCCCAACCCCAACCUCAGCCUCAGCCCCAUCCCCAACCUCAGCCCCAACCCCAACCUCAGCCUCAGCCCCAGCCCCUACCCCAGACCCAACCCCAUCCCCAACCUCAGCCCCAACCCCUACCCCAGCCCCAACCUCAGCCCCAACCCCAACCUCAGCCCCACCCCACCCCAGCCCCACCCCAUCCCCAACCUCAGCCCCAGUUACAGCUCCAUCCCCAUCCCCAACCUCAGCCCCCGCCACAGGCUUUUGCCAAGUAUCCUGCAUGGACGCCCUCCCUCCCUGUCUUUCAACAGCCCUCCCGCCCUGUCCUACAACAGCCCUCCCUCCCUGUCCUUCAACAGUCCUCCCGCGCUGUUCUUCAACAGCCCUCCCUCCCUCCCUCCCUCCCUGUCCUUCAACAGCCCUCCCUACAUGUCCUUCAACAGCCCUCCCUCCCUGUCGUUCAACAGCCCUCCCUACAUAUCCUUCAACAGCCCUCCUUGUAUGUCCUUCAACAGCCCUCCCUCCCUGUCCUACAACAGCCCUCCCUCCCUGUACUUCAACAGCCCUCCCGCCCUGUCCUACAACAGCCCUCCCUCCCUGUCCUUCAACAGCCCUCCCGCCCUCCCUCCCGCCCUGUCCUACAACAGCCCUCCCGCCCUGUCCUACAACAGCCCUCCCGCCCUGUCCUACAACAGCCCUCCCGCCCUGUCCUACAACAGCCCUCCCUCCCUGCCCUUCAACAGCCCUCCCGCCCUGUCCUACAACAGCCCUCCCUCCCUGGCCUUCAACGCCCUCCCCCCUCCCUACAUGUCCUUCAACAGCCCUCCCGCCCUGUCCUACAACAGCCCUCCCGCCCUGUCCUACAACAGCCCUCCCGCCCUGUCCUACAACAGCCCUCCCUCCCUCCCUCCCUCCCUGUCCUUCAACAGCCCUCCCGCCCUGUACUUCAACAGCCCUCCCUCCCUGUCCUUCAACAGCCCUCCCGCCCUGUAUUUCAGCAGCCCUCCCUCCCUGUACUUCAACAGCCCUCCCUCCCUGUCCUUCAACAGCCCUCCCUACAUGUCCUUCAACAGCCCUCCCGCCCUGUCCUACAACAGCCCUCCCGCCCUGUCCUUCAACAGCCCUCCCGCCCUGUCCUUCAACAGCCCUCCCUCCCUGUCCUUCAACAGCCCUCCCGCCCUGUAUUUCAACAGCCCUCCCUCCCUCCCUCCCUCCCUGUCCUACAAUAUCCACGGCGACAACAGCCACGGCGACAACAGCCACGACGACACAGCCAGUUGA
Messenger RNA from Salmo salar (Atlantic salmon), 1623 nucleotides. The record is from RefSeq and is a predicted model, not a curated record. Lineage: Eukaryota; Metazoa; Chordata; Actinopteri; Salmoniformes; Salmonidae.